This is a messenger RNA of Marmota flaviventris (yellow-bellied marmot), 1186 nucleotides long. The record is from RefSeq and is a predicted model, not a curated record. Lineage: Eukaryota; Metazoa; Chordata; Mammalia; Rodentia; Sciuridae.
AGAUGCCAAGUCUUCAGUGCAAGCAGGAGUUAAUCCUGUACCCCACAACUCUGCAGUUGUCACCAUGGGCCAGGAACUCAUCAGCAGGCAACUGAUGUCCUUCCUGUUAGGACACCACUAUACCAUGGAAUUGAUGUCCAUUGAAGAUGUAAGCAUAAGUUUCACCCAAGAAGUGUGGGCCAUGCUGGACCCAUCUCAGAAAAUGCUACACCGGGUAUCUGCUCUGCAAAUCAGAUGUGACUUUGUAUCUGGAGGAAGGGAAAAUCCUGUGGAUGGGAGAAGGGACAGGAUUUCUCCCAAGCCAGAGUCCAGAAAAUGCAACAAGAACGACCCUGGAGAGAUACAAUAUGAAUGUCGUCAAUGCAGCAAAUCCUUUAAUCAAACUUCUGAUCUAAGCAGACUCAAUGAAACUAGAACAGGGGAAAAGAAGCAUGAAUGUGGUUUUUCUGAGAAAGUCUUCAAUUACUGCUCUCAGCUUAGACAACAUGAGAGAACCCAAACCGGUGAGAAACAAAAUGAAUGCCACGUGUGUGGGAAAGCCUUCAGGAAGACUUACAACCUUAAAAUGCAUAAGUAAGUCCAUGCUGGAGAGAAACAAUACAGAUGCCAUCCAUGUGGGAAAGCUUUUUGUAAAUUAUACAGCCUUCAAAUGCAUGAUAAAAUCCACAUAGGAGAGAAACCAUACAAAUGCCAUGUGGGUGGGAAAGCCUUCAGCAAAUCAGUUCACCUUAGUCAUCAUCCGAUAAUCCACACAGGAGAAAAACCAUACCAGUGUCAAUUAUGUGAGAAAUCCUUUGGUCAAACAUGCUACCUUAAACUUCAUCAGAGAACACACACUGGAGAGAAACCCUAUCAAUGCCACCUGUGUGGGAAAUCCUUCAGUCAAUCUUGUUACCUUAAACCACAUCAGAGAAUCCACACUGGUGAGAAACCAUAUGAAUGCCAUGUAUGUGGGAAAGCCUUCAGUCUAUCAUCUAGCCUUAGACACCAUGAGAAAACACAUAUUGGAGACAAACAAUACAAAUGUCACCUAUGUGGAAAAGCUUUCAGUACAUGCUCUGGCCUGAGACACCAUGAGAAAACACAUACUGGAGAGAAACCAUACAAAUGCCCUGUGUGUGGGAAAGCCUUCAGUCAAUCAUCUGGCCUCAGAGUUCAUGAGAGAACACACACCGGAGAAAAAUAA